Penicillium mononematosum is the source of this 837-nucleotide messenger RNA. RefSeq lists its product as uncharacterized. The record is from RefSeq and is a predicted model, not a curated record. Lineage: Eukaryota; Fungi; Ascomycota; Eurotiomycetes; Eurotiales; Aspergillaceae. Gene Ontology annotation, molecular function: DNA-binding transcription activator activity, RNA polymerase II-specific. Gene Ontology annotation, biological process: regulation of transcription by RNA polymerase II. The coding region runs from base 1 to 837 and encodes 278 amino acids. The transcript has a single exon.
AUGGGGGUUUGGCAGGUCCUCAUCCCCAAGCUUGCUUUCGAACAUGAAUUUCUUUUGCAUGGCAUCUUUUCCAUUGCCACGCUUCACAUGGCAGCCACCACCGCGGACCCACAACAAGUUCUAUCUUACCUAGACACCGCACUACAGUGCAAUGAACUCCCCUUUGCCCCCUUCAGAGAAGAAGCAUUGGCCCGCCUGACCCUUGCCAAUUGCGACGCCGUCUUUGCCCAAGCAGCGAUCGUCACUAUCAUUGGCAUAGCACUCCCUCGGCUAAACGCUCAGCAUGGCGGUGAAUCCUGCAGCAUGAUCGAAACUAUGAUGACGGUUUUUGAGCUGCUGCAAGGGGCAAGCAAAAUCUCACAAAUUAGCAAACCAUGGCGACAGCCGAGCAUAUUCUUCAAAUACGACUGGAGAGAAAAUACUACGCUGGAUCCCGACGUGGCCAAUGCUAUCGCACAAUUGCGAAUGCUGAAUAGCGCAAUUGAAAAUACAGAUCUGGUACAACAUAACAGCAGCCAGGAAGCUAUUGACUCCCUACAAGGCUCCUUUGCUAAGUUCAACCAUGCGCCGCAUCCCGCACCUAGCAUUGCUUGGCUCACCUUCGCCAAGAGGGAAUUUGUGGAUGGGUUGCGCGCACGGCAGCCAUUCAAGUUGUUGAUCCUCAUGAAUUGGGCAGUUCCAUUACACGAAUUAGGGGCGCGCUUUUGGUGGGAUAAGGGCUGCGGGGAUGCGCUAGUCGCUGAGUUAUCGAGUGAGCUAAAGGACCGGGAUAGGAAGUGGAAAUCUGCAUUGCAGUGGCCGCAGCAGAAGGUCGGCAUAUUAUCGAUAGUAAAUUAA